AGAGGACAGCGCAACGUCCAGAGGACAAGAGGCUUCUGGACCGGGACAGAGAGACGCACACGGUCCGCUCCAGUAACCCAUCUGCUGCAGUCAGAAGAUUCAGAUGUUUCUGUGGGUCCUCCUGCUGAGCGGCGCGUGCCUGCUGCAUCACACUGCUGCACGAAGAACAUACGCUGACAUGUUCCCUCACAAACACUCCGUUGCUCAGAAGUCUCCCUUCCCAGUCCCAGCAGUCCCUGGCUGGGAUCCUGACACCAAUCCAUGGGAUGAUUACCUCUAUCCUUCUCUGAACUCGAAGCCAAGGGAGCUCAUGCAUCACAGAGGAAAACCCAAAGUCCACCUGACCAGCGACAGUCCAGCUCUGAAUGGCUCAUCCAUAACCUUCACAGCUAAGCUGGAGUAUCCUCCGUGUCAGAAGGAAGACGCGAACGGGGACCUGGUCUGGGACGAGCGCUGUGAGGACGGUACGGAGCUGGAGGCUUCAGCCAAUGGACAGGCUCGAUCUGGAUAUGUGUACAACUGGACCUCCUGGUUGGACGACUACGGCUUUGGGAAGUGCCCAGAUGUGAAGAGAUGCAAUGUGUUCCCAGAUGGGAAGCCGUUCCCUCAGAGCAACGACUGGAGACGCAAGAGCUACGUCUACGUUUGGCACACGAUGGGCCAGUACUACGAGACGUGUGACGGCUCGUCCUCCAGCACCACCAUCAACACCACCAACAUUCCUGUGGGAGCAGAGAUCAUGGAGGUCAUGGUCUACAGGAAGCGCGAGCGCAGGCAGUACACCCCCCUCUCCACCGACAGUACCGUCUUCAUGGUCACAGAUAAGAUCCCUCUGGUGGUGGACAUCUCCCAGAAGUCUGUGGUCAACAAGUCUUCCAACAUCUUCUUCCGUGGUGAGGAUAUCGUCUUUCAGGUCCAGCUCCAUGACCCCAGCGGCUACUUGAAGACGGCCAUUUCCGUGGACUACAUAUGGGACUUCAGAGACGGCAACCAGCUGGUGACGCACCGCGACGUGACGACACACACCUACAACACGCUGGGGACCAUGAAUGUGAAGCUGGUGGUGGAGGCGGCGUUUCCUGCUGAGUGUCUACCUGCCUCGGCCACCCCAACGCCAAAACGCACCACACCUGACACAGCCCCGCCCACCACCCUUGUGGCAACCACAGAGCGGCAGACAGAACCAGGACCCCCCACCAGCAGCCCGCCUGUUACCACCUCCUCCACCGCUUCCAUGACAACCGGGUCACCCACCACGGAGCCUCCUCCUCCAUCUGCAACUACUGAGUCUGACCCCACCACCCCGCCCUGGCUCCGCUCCAGGCCCCUCAACAGUAACGAGUGUUUUCGCUACGUCUACGGGACCUUUGCUGGGAACAUAACCAUCGUUGAACCAAAGCAUCCACUGAACAGCUGGCCCAGCAGUCGCAUCGUGGAGGUGUUGGCGGCCAGAGAGACCAACUCGGAUGUCAGCUUCCGGGUGAAAUGUCUGGGCAGCAUCCCCACAUCAGCCUGCACCAUCGUGUCAGACGCCAGCUGCUCUCAGGUGCGCAGCAUCAUGUGUGAUGAAGUCCCGCCCUCACCGGAGUGCGAGGUACACCUGAAGAGGAGGUUUCUGGAACCUGGCACCUACUGUGUCAACAUCACUCUGGAGAACUCCAGCAGCAUGGCUCUGGCCAGCACCACCAUCACCAUCAGCAAGUCCCAGAACACACCUGAAGCUACAAGGCCUUCGACUGCAGGGGUGGUUGUGUCCACGAGCGCUGUGGUGGUGGCCGUCUUCGCUUUCAUCGCCUAUCUGGUCUACAAGCGUCAUAAAGUCUACAGGCCCAUCAGAAGAUCCCUGGUGGUGGACACCUGUGGUCAUGCUGCGCCUGCUGCUCACAUGGUCCGUCUGAGGGAGGUGCUGUUCCCCUCCAACGACGAGAGCCAUCAUCUGCUGACUGACAAAUGUAAUCUGUAAGAUUCCUCUAACCUGGAAUUCAGGAAGACCCGCCCCUCCUCUGGAAUCUAAAGGAAAAGCUGGUUCAGCCUGGAAUGCAUCUUUAAAUGGUACUAAUCCAAUUUUGUGUCCUAACCUAGUCCUUUAGGAAUGAUGAUAGGCAUCAUCUGGGGAUGAUUUAAUAUAGAUUGUAAAGACUUUAACUGAUCUAAUCAUGUUUUUGUUAAACAAAUGUUUUAGAUAACUUUACUGAUCAGCAGAACUCUUCUGUGGUCGUCUUCUCAUCCAAGUGAAUUCAGAGGAAUUUUAAAUCUCGCGCUGCAAUAAAAACUGAACAAAAUUGUAUUCAGGCUGCAUUAAACUAUUUUAUUGAAAAUGA
Messenger RNA from Nothobranchius furzeri (turquoise killifish), 2321 nucleotides. It is a transcript of the gene gpnmb, whose product is annotated as glycoprotein (transmembrane) nmb. Lineage: Eukaryota; Metazoa; Chordata; Actinopteri; Cyprinodontiformes; Nothobranchiidae. The record is from RefSeq and is a predicted model, not a curated record. Gene Ontology annotation, biological process: cell adhesion. Gene Ontology annotation, molecular function: integrin binding. Gene Ontology annotation, cellular component: plasma membrane.